AUGGACGCCGAUAGCCGCAAAGAGGCCAUCUUGGCGGCUGUGAACGACGAUAGUCGCAGCCAAGCUAUCUUGGUGGUCACCGUUGUGUUCCUCGCCCUUUCACUUGUCAGCGUCGGUCUACGAUGCUUUGUUCGAACGCGAGUUGUGCGGGCGUUUGGCUGGGAUGAUAAGCUGAUGCUUAUUGCGAUGGCCUUUAACCUCGCCUUCGCCAUCUGCGGAAUCCUGGGAUCGAAAUACGGAAUGGGAAGAAAACUGCUGUACUUCGCUGCAGAGCCGCACAACUUCCACAAGGCCCUUCUGUGCUGGUGGCUUGGUCAGGUUUUCUACGUGAUUACCUGCGUCAUAGCCAAGCUGUCCGUCUGCAUCACCCUUCUUCGCAUUACCGUCGAUCGCAUUCACGCUUGGAUCAUCUUCGGCGCCAUGACUUUGUCCGCAGCAAUCGGCCUGAUCUUCUUGUUCUUCACCAUCUUCCAAUGUAAUCCGGUCGACUACUUUUGGAGUCGACUUUCGGAGCAGGGCACCUGUAUCGACAAAAAUCUACUCAUCGGGAUCGCAUACUUGUACAGUGUCGGUGCCGCCCUCACCGAUCUGACCAUCGGCCUUCUGCCGGUGGCGUUGAUUUGGAACUUGCGCAUGAAUCAGCGCACCAAGGCUGCCAUUGUCGGCAUUCUCGGAAUCGGUUGCAUCGCGAGUGCGGCGGUCAUCAUUCGUAUCCCAUUCGUCCCCAACUACAAGGACCGGGAGUUUUUGUAUAAUACCUACCAAAUUUCGAUUUGGUCCAACGUCGAAGCCGGUCUGGGCAUCACAGCCGGCUGUCUCACCACCCUCCGCCCCCUCAUCCGAUUCCUACGCGAUAAUUCCUCCGCCUCCCGCAGUCGCAACCCCGGACCCUUUCCCCUAUCCAGCAAUGCGCCGCCGGGUCUCCACCGUUCCUCGCGAUCGAAACACGAGGACCGAGAAGACGUACACCGGCUCUGGGCCGGCAACGAGCUUGACGACUAUCACGGGGUGACGACCACCAUCAUGGGAAGUCAUCGGCCGAAUCUGACCAGCAGCGAGGAGGAUCUCAACCCGAACGACAAUAAUCGAAGUGCAUGGAAAGUUGAACGGUCCGUUCGUGUGUCUGUGCGUGAUGAAUAA
Molecule: messenger RNA, 1140 nt
Organism: Penicillium cinerascens
Lineage: Eukaryota; Fungi; Ascomycota; Eurotiomycetes; Eurotiales; Aspergillaceae
Product: putative integral membrane protein
Exons: 5
Coding region: 1-1140 (379 amino acids)
Source: RefSeq, a predicted model, not a curated record